AUGAAAUGGCAAUUUAUUAAUGAAGAUAAUAAUGCAGAAUUAGAUGCUAAAAUCCAUUAUGACUUUAUUGGAGCUUUGCAAGGGUUAAAUGGUAAAGUAAGAGAUAAGUUACAUGCAGAAAUAGCAGAAAAAUCAUUAGAAAUUGAGACUGCUAAUGAAAAUCUUGAAAAAAGGGAUGAAAAAAUCAGGGAAAUCCAAGCUGAUUGA
Molecule: messenger RNA, 207 nt
Organism: Entrophospora sp. SA101
Lineage: Eukaryota; Fungi; Glomeromycota; Glomeromycetes; Entrophosporales; Entrophosporaceae
Source: the annotation of a GenBank genome assembly